Molecule: messenger RNA, 606 nt
Organism: Ostreobium quekettii
Lineage: Eukaryota; Viridiplantae; Chlorophyta; Ulvophyceae; Bryopsidales; Ostreobiaceae
Source: the annotation of a GenBank genome assembly
AUGGACCCCGGAUCCGACAAGAUCAUAACGGGAUCAAGGUGCGAACAGGGCAGAUGGCGAUCACUGGCCUCCCGUCCCAAGGUGGUGAGCUACCCUCUGAAGUCACUGCACGGGCACUCACACUCCGUGCAAGACGUCACCAUCUCUUUGGAUGGCCAGUUUGCGCUGUCAGGCUCAUGGGAUGGCACCCUCCGGCUGUGGGACCUCAACGCAGGAACGACAUCCAGGCACUUUGUUGGCCACACCAAGGACGUGCUCAGUGUCGCAUUCUCUGUCGAUAAUCGCCAGAUUGUUUCAGCUGCUCGUGACAAGACUAUCAAGAUCUGGAAUACUCUUGGGGAGUGCAAAUUCACAAUGGGUGACCAAGAUGGCCAUACGGAGUGGGUCUCCUGUGUUAGGUUUUCUCCAGACACAACAAAACCCAUGCUAGUGUCUGCUGGAUGGGAUAAGCAGUGCAGUAUGAUAGCCAAUGGCAUCUUCCACUUACUGGCUGAUGGACCAUACAACGUCCACAUUGCACCUUUGGUGAAGCAAACUAAGAGGGGUUUGGAAACCAGCUUCGAACUCAGGAAGUCUGGACGGGACUGGCUCCUGCAGCUGAUCUGA